CACCCCCCCCCCUCUAGCGUUGGUCUAUUUUUCUAACAAUUGGUAUCGGAGCCUUACUCGCGUCCUAACUUAAUCGUUUGAGAGUAAAGCGAUCAUGGGUUCUUCUUCUAGAAAUCUUUAUGCAGGAAUUGGAGAAGGUCAAUCAACCUCUAGGCCACCACUCUUUGAUGGCACCAACUACUCCUAUUGGAAGGAACGGAUGAGAAUCUAUAUCCGUUCCACCAACUUCCAGUUGUGGUUGGUAAUCAAAAACGGCGAAGAAACGCCAAUUAAGAAGGUCGGUGAAAAACUCGUCCCAAAGACCGAGGACGAAUUUCAUGCCGAAGACAUCAAAAAGGUGGAGAACUACGCCAAGGCAAUCAACAUACUGUACUGCGCGGUCAACCCUGAUGAUUAUCGCAAGAUCUCUUGCUGCACCACCGCCAAAGAUAUGUGGGACAAGCUGGAGGUCACAUACGAAGGUUCGGAUCAAGUUCGGGAAGCCAAAAUUGACUUCCUAACACAGGAGUAUGAGAUGUUUAGGAUGAAGGAAGGCGAAAAGAUCGAUAACAUGUUCGAUCGGUUCUCCAAGAUCAUCAACGACCUUCAUUCCCUCAAAAAGACCUAUGCCAACAAGGAUCUUGUGAGGAAAAUCCUGCGGAGUCUCACACCCGAAUGGAGAUCAAAGGCCGAUGCAAUCUACGAAUCCAUCGGAGAUUCCAAUGUCACCAUCGACGGGUUAAGAGGUAAUCUCAAAACUUAUGAAUCCACUAUUGUAACCAUAUCUUUGGAUGAACAAAAGAAGAAAGGUAUAGCACUUAAAGCAACCAAGGAAACGAUGGAAGAAGUUUCUGCGAUGACGACAACGAGUUUGGACUCGUCAUCAAGAAGUUUCACAACCAAGCACGGCAAGGACAAGCCCGGUUUCAAGAAGCAAAUGGCUUACAUCUCUUGGGGUGGCGAUUCCAGCGAUGAAUCAACUGAGCAAGAGGAGGACGAAGUUGCAAAUCUUUGCCUCAUGGCGCACGAAGACCAAAACGACGACGUCCAAGAGGGCAAAGACAAGCAAAGAGCAGGUACCUCCGGGAAAUCUAAGCCUAAAUCCCAGGCACCAGCGACGUUCUCCGAGGAACGCCUCUACUACGACGAUGGGUCUUACCUCUGGUUCGAUUCCGAGGAGGAACGCACCCGUUUCCUCACUUUUUUCUCUAAACGGGUUGUGGCUCCCCCACGGAUCGUCCCGGAGCGCUUCCCGGAGUUGCAGGGCUACGACGAUCUAGACGUGCAAGUUCAUCAAGUCGGCCUUUGGCCGUUCGUCUCCCCGGCUCGGAAGGAGAUCGACCCGGCGCUGAUUCGGGCCUUCUACUCCAACCUCCGACGUGAGGGCGAUGUGCUCUACUCUCUUGUCAAGAGCACGCCGAUAGAGCUUUCCGUUGAGCAACUUGGGCGCAUCGCCGGCCUCCCCUACCAAGGCGACGACGUCUCCCACUAUGGCGGAGAGGAAUGGGUGCUCAACAACGAGGGCCUUAUCAUCAAUGAGCUUGGCAUCACCGAGCUCAUUCGCCAUGCCUCGGGCCGCCCCACCAUCCACUCUACGAUCACCGAGAGCCGGCUCCUUCUCUACAUCGUGUCCCGAAUCAUCAAGCCCCGGAAGCAUGGGCAGAUGAUCAUGUCUGGUGAGGACCUCAAGCUUCUCAAUGCGAUCAUGCACAUGGCCCCGAUCAAUUGGGCAAAGUUUGUCAUGAUCAACAUGUCGGUCGCCGUGUCCACCGACCGCGAUCACCUCCUCCCGUACCUGUUUGUGGUGAUGGACAUCCUUGAACGGUUCAAGGUAACGACCACCGUUGGCCCGCUCACGAAGGCCACGAAGAUUUGGGCGAUCAGCACCCAAACCUUCAAGAAGCGGUCGGACAACGCCGGACCUGCCACUGCCGUGCUACGGCGCCGUUUUGCUGCUGGCCCAGCCGAACCCCAGGCCCGGGCCAACCUUACCUCCAUCGCCGACUCCCUCAACCGGCUUCACUUCAAAGUUGACAGGAUGGAUGGCUAACUUGAGCGGCUAGAUGAGGGUGUGCAACGCCAAGGGUACGCCAUGAACGCGUACUUCCAACGCGUUAACUACGUCCCCCCACCGUACCAUGGGACGUUCUUUGGGCAAGUGUACGCUGACGAGGACGAAGACGAUGACUCCUACGCCCCGUCAAGCUCCCCGGGCAAAGAUGAGUUC
Messenger RNA from Cuscuta campestris, 2206 nucleotides. The record is from the annotation of a GenBank genome assembly. Lineage: Eukaryota; Viridiplantae; Streptophyta; Magnoliopsida; Solanales; Convolvulaceae.